This is a messenger RNA of Pistacia vera, 1853 nucleotides long. Its product is annotated as amino acid permease 4-like. The coding region runs from base 158 to 1639 and encodes 493 amino acids. Lineage: Eukaryota; Viridiplantae; Streptophyta; Magnoliopsida; Sapindales; Anacardiaceae. Gene Ontology annotation, cellular component: plasma membrane. The record is from RefSeq and is a predicted model, not a curated record. The transcript has 6 exons.
CAACUUUCCUCUCUCUCCCCCAUUGUGUGUUUGAAGUUAGGUAGUCAUACAACUUUUACAUACCCAACUCUCUUUACUCUCCCAACUUCUUGCUCAUUCAUUUUCAGUUCUCAUUUUGCUUCAAAACACAACUCAUUUCCUCUUUCUUUGACACAAGAUGGGUGAGAACGCUGCUACCAUGAACCACCCCCAACACCACCACCACCACUUCAACCACCAAGUCUUCGACAUCUCCAUUGAUGUGCCUACUCAAAACGGCUCCAAAUGCUUUGAUGAUGAUGGCCGCCUCAAACGAACUGGGACCAUAUGGACUGCAAGUUCCCACAUAAUCACUGCUGUGAUCGGCUCCGGAGUGCUGUCGUUGGCAUGGGCUAUAGCUCAACUUGGUUGGGUCGCCGGUCCUGCUGUCAUGUUCUUGUUCUCUUUUGUUACUUACUACACUUCAUCUCUUCUCACUGACUGCUAUCGGACUGGUGACCCCGUUUCCGGCAAAAGAAACUACAUUUACACGGACGCCGUUCACUCUAUUCUUGGUGGAGCAAAAGUCAAGGCUUGCGGGAUGGUUCAGUAUUUGAAUCUUUUUGGUAUUGCCAUUGGAUAUACCAUUGCAGCAUCUAUAAGCAUGAUGGCAAUCAAAAGGUCUAACUGUUUCCACGAGAGUGGUGGAAAGAACCCGUGUCAUUUGUCAAGCAAUCCAUAUAUGAUCUUGUUUGGAAUCAUGGAAAUUUUCCUUUCUCAGAUCCCAGAUUUUGAUCAAAUAUGGUGGCUCUCAAUUGUGGCUGCAGUUAUGUCUUUUACUUACUCUUCCAUUGGUCUUGGCCUCGGCAUUACCCAAGUCGCAGCAAACGGAGUUAUUAAGGGUAGUCUCACGGGAAUAAGCAUUGGAACUGUAACGCAAACGCAAAAGAUAUGGAGAAGUUUCCAAGCUCUUGGGGACAUCGCCUUUGCAUACUCAUAUUCAGUCAUCCUAAUUGAAAUUCAGGACACAGUAAAAUCCCCACCAGCAGAAUCAAAAACAAUGAAGGCGGCAGCCAAAUUAAGCAUUGCCGUCACAACAGCUUUCUAUAUGCUUUGUGGAUGCAUGGGCUAUGCCGCUUUUGGUGACUUUGCCCCUGGAAAUCUCCUCACUGGUUUUGGCUUUUAUAACCCAUUUUGGCUUCUUGAUAUCGCCAACGCCGCCAUUGUGGUCCACCUAGUUGGCGCAUAUCAAGUAUUUUGCCAGCCAAUAUUUGCCUUUAUUGAAAAACAAGCAACACAAAGAUGGCCCGAAAAUUACUUCAUCACAAAAGAAUUCAAAAUCCCAAUUCCAGGCUCGAGUGCUCCAUUCAAACUUAACCUCUUUAGAUUGGUCUGGAGAACGUGUUUUGUGAUCUUGACAACAAUUAUAUCAAUGUUGCUUCCAUUCUUCAAUGACGUUGUUGGAAUUCUUGGGGCACUUGGGUUUUGGCCUUUAACGGUUUAUUUUCCAGUGGAGAUGUAUAUUGCACAAAAGAAGAUACCCAAAUGGAGCACAAGAUGGAUAUGUCUCCAAAUUUUGAGCAUGGCUUGCCUGGUACUGUCGAUUGUGGCUGGUGCCGGUUCCAUUGCUGGUGUGAUGCUUGACCUUAAGGUUUACAAGCCAUUCAAAACAAGCUAUUAAUUGAUUAAAUCCACGGCUUAUAAAUAUAUAUAUAUAUCUUUUUACCAGGUUAAGUUUUCAAUUGUUGUAAGAAAAAGCAAAGGCCUAAAGGGGGUGCUGUUUAAUUUGGUGUGCGGUUCAUUUAUAGUUUUAACUUUAGUUGGAUUUGUUGUCGUUUUAGUAAUUGUUGUUUCAACUUUCAAGAGUCAAAAAGGAUAACUUGGGAUGUAAAUUA